AUGAUUUCAUUCUCAUCCUUUCCAUCGACCUCGGAUGUAUCUGGGGGCUAUAGCAAAACAAGACACCAUCCCGAUGUCGAAGAAGACGUUCUCAUGGAAGACGAAGACGACUUCGAAGGAGCUGUGUACAGGCUCACCGUUCCAGGAGAGCCUAUAACGUCCUCUCAGGCAUUCAUGCGAGGUCACGGAACUUAUGUCGACAGCGACGAAGUCAUUGCGGCCGUUGCAGGAACGGUGGAGCGCGUAAACAAGCUUAUCACAGUGCGUGCCGUACGCAGCAGAUAUAAUCCCGAGGUUGGUGAUCUCGUAGUGGGACGCAUCACCGAAGUACAACCUCGCAGAUGGAAAGUCGAUGCCAACUCUAGGCAAGACGCAGUGCUCAUGCUCUCAUCUGUGAAUUUGCCCGGUGGUGUACAAAGACGAAAAUUGGAGAGCGACGAGCUGCAAAUGCGCACGUUUUUCGAAGAAGGCGAUCUGCUCGUGGCUGAGGUCCAAGCAUUCUUCGCGGAUGGCGCCAUGUCCCUCCACACCCGCUCUCUUCGGUACGGGAAGCUGCGAAACGGUCAGCUCGUGACGAUCCCACCAAUUCUCAUCCGUCGACUGAAGUCUCACUUCGUCUCACUGCCUUGCGGAGUGGACCUCAUCCUCGGCCUAAACGGCUACAUCUGGGUCAGCAAGCACACCAAGCAAAGCGAGCAAGAAGGAGAAGAGGGAUUUGAUGCGGAGGCCGUAUACUCUAACAAGAACGACCGAAUUGACGAUGCCACACGAGCGGCGAUCUCGCGCGUGAGCAAUAUCAUCAGAAUACUGGCGGCACAUUUUGUGCCCCUGACGGAUGCCAUAUUACUGGAAGCAUACGAAUGGGUAGUGGAGCAGGAAAGCACUGUGAAAGACCUAUUGAAUGACGAGUUCGGAGACAACAUGGUAGCUAGCAUAGGCGUAGGAAUGCGUCAAUGA
Molecule: messenger RNA, 957 nt
Organism: Epithele typhae
Lineage: Eukaryota; Fungi; Basidiomycota; Agaricomycetes; Polyporales; Epitheliaceae
Product: exosome complex exonuclease rrp4
Exons: 7
Coding region: 1-957 (318 amino acids)
Biological process (GO): exonucleolytic trimming to generate mature 3'-end of 5.8S rRNA from tricistronic rRNA transcript (SSU-rRNA, 5.8S rRNA, LSU-rRNA); CUT catabolic process; TRAMP-dependent tRNA surveillance pathway
Cellular component (GO): cytoplasmic exosome (RNase complex); nuclear exosome (RNase complex)
Molecular function (GO): RNA binding
Source: RefSeq, a predicted model, not a curated record